Molecule: messenger RNA, 1844 nt
Organism: Lycium barbarum (goji berry)
Lineage: Eukaryota; Viridiplantae; Streptophyta; Magnoliopsida; Solanales; Solanaceae
Product: disease resistance protein Roq1-like
Exons: 2
Coding region: 531-1436 (301 amino acids)
Biological process (GO): defense response; signal transduction
Molecular function (GO): ADP binding
Source: RefSeq, a predicted model, not a curated record
UUUAAAAAAACUUGUGCCAAUAAAUUAACUCUGCUAAACUGGGUAGAAAUUCAGUUUCUCAGGCCACUUAGCAGUUCUUGCAUCUUGUCUUGAAACACACAGUUCUUCUCUCUCCAUAUGUAGUAAACAACAGCCACCAACACCAUCCUAUACACUUCAUCCCUUGGGCACUUCCCAUUUGCAUUUUGAGUUGCCUAGUUUAACUCAGCAUCCCAAUCCCCUGGUGUUCUUGUAAUGCGACCUGAAAAGGUAAUUAAUUUUCCAGAACAUAGUUCAGAUUUGACAAAUAGAAAAUAGUUGUUGGAAUGAUCUAUCAGAAACAGCCUAUCUACCCCACAAAGGUAGAGGUAAGAUCUACGUCUACUUGUGGGAUACACUGGGCAUGUUGUUCUUGUAGUUGUUGGAAUGAUCUUUUUAUUGUUUUGUUGGAUUCAGUACUUCAGUAAGCUGUUCAGGCAACUCAAAAGCAGGACAUUCAUUCUCUGAAAGGACAAGAAAGCUCUAGGUAUUUCCUCUUUACUUGGAGAAAGAUGGCCUUUAACUCUCGAAGUUCAUUACCACAUUCCGAACGGUGGGAUUAUGAUGUCUUUUUGAGUUUUAGAGGAGAAGAUACUCGUAAGACCUUUGUGGGCCACCUUUAUAGAGAAUUAAGUCGAGCUGGAAUCAAUACCUUCAAAGACGAUGAAACACUAAAAAGUGGUGCAUCCAUCUCACCUCAACUUGUGAGUUCCAUAAAACGGUCAAGGUUUUCCAUUCUCGUGUUCUCAAAGAACUAUGCUUCAUCCAAAUGGUGCUUGGAUGAGCUAUCAAAGAUCAUAGAAUCUAGACAUAAACUUGGGCAGGAAGUUGUACCAAUCUUUUAUGACAUAAGUCCAUCGGAAGUACGCUCCCAGAGAAAUAGUUUUGCUGACGCCUUUUCCAGAUAUGAGGAAGAUUUCAAGGGUGACACCAAGAAGGUGCAUAAAUGGAGGAAUGCUUUAUAUGAAGCAACCAAUUUGGCUGGCCAUGAUCUGCAUAGCAGUACUUACAAUGGAAACGAGUCUAUGUGCAUUCAACAUAUUGUGAAAGAGAUAUCUAAUGAGUUGUGCCGAAAGUCAAUGAGCAGUGGCAUGCUAGUGGUAGCAGAAUCACAAAUUCGAGCUGUAUGUUCACUGUUGAUGAUGGAAUGUGAAGAUGUUCGAUUUAUUGGGAUUUCAGGGAUGGGUGGUAUUGGGAAGACCACCAUUGCAAGAGCCAUUUUUGUCAGGUUUUCUCAUCAAUUUGAAGGUGCUUGUUUUGUUGCAAACAUCAAAGAAAAUCAAGCUAAACAGGGGUUGUUGUCUUUGCAAAAGAAUCUGGUUUCGGAGGUGUUGACAGUUGAAUCUGUGAAUAUAGCUAAUGAAUAUAGUGGAAUUGACUUGAUAAGAAAAAGGCUUGGUUCUAAGAAGGUAGUGUAGCUCUUGAUGAUGUGGAUCACCAAGACCAGUUGGAUGGUUUAGCUGGAGACCGUGAUUGGUUUGGUAAAGGCAGAAUUGUUAUAACAGCAAGGGAUAACCACUUGCUUUGGAACUGUUGUGAAAUUUAUAAGGUUGGUUUACUAGCUGUAGCUGAAGCGACUCGACUAUUUAAACGGCAUGCUUUUAAAAAGACAUCUCCUAACAGCGAUUUUCAGCAGCUCUCUCAACGGGUGGUACAGUACGCUGGUGGCCUUCCCCUGGCGCUUAAAGUCUUAGGUUCAUUCCUUUUUGGAUGGAGCAUGAAACAGUGGAGAAAUGCACUAGAUACACUGAAAGAUACUCCAAAUGAUGAAAUUAUUUCAAAGCUUAGGAUAAGUUAUGAUGGGCUGGGUGAUGCAGAGAAGCAAG